AUGUCUACAGAUUUGGGAGAAGAGAUGUUUACAUUUCCCGAACCUUCUGAGGAUCCACAGUUGACUCGAAACAAUACUAUAUUAAAUAGACAAUAUGGUAAUAUAGAGUAUGAUGAUGAAGACAUUCAAAUGUUGAAAGAUGCAGACGAUGCUGAAAUAAUUAAGAUUGGUAAAAUGGUUUAUUUGAUACUAUACAAAGAAGCAGUAACAUCAAAUGAUUUUCGAAGUAUUUUGACCACUACUACACUCCAUGGGGUCGAGAAAACCACACAAUUUAUUAGGGAACAGAGUCCUUCAUGUGUUUCUUCAUUAGCUCAUUCAUUUGGGAGACUUUUAUGUAUUGUUUAUGUUGCAAAAGACUUAAAGUUGAUUGAUAAUGAAAAAUAUACUACUGAUUUGGCUCUUGUUGAUGACAUUAUGGAUCCAUCAGAUGAAAAGAAAGUAAAUUCAAUUGCAAAAUUGGUUAGAAGAUUCGUUGAAAGAUCAGAUUCGUUAAUUGCAGCUGUGUUUUCGUUGUUCUUCACUCGAUUUGGUGCAACCUGGUACUAUCUGGAAUCGGUUUGCAUUAAAAGAUUAAAAUGCAUAGAAAGCAUAUGUAAAUAUGCAAUGGCUACAAGUGUUGAAACUUUGACGAAUUACGAGAAGAAUAUAUCUGGAAGGUCAAGUAAAGUUCCUGGUACUAAGCUCACAGACAAUUUAUUAACUCACUUACUUAUGGAAAAGGAACGUAAAGCUCAAUUCAUAAAAGCAACGUUUCGAUAA
Lodderomyces pseudojiufengensis is the source of this 762-nucleotide messenger RNA. RefSeq lists its product as uncharacterized. Bases 1 to 762 code for a protein of 253 amino acids. The record is from RefSeq and is a predicted model, not a curated record. The transcript has a single exon. Lineage: Eukaryota; Fungi; Ascomycota; Pichiomycetes; Serinales; Debaryomycetaceae.